Molecule: messenger RNA, 487 nt
Organism: Stegodyphus dumicola
Lineage: Eukaryota; Metazoa; Arthropoda; Arachnida; Araneae; Eresidae
Source: RefSeq, a predicted model, not a curated record
AAUUAUAACCCAGUAACAAAACGAGUGAAAAUCAAAGUGAAAAAUAACGCUAAAGUGAUUUUACAUGAUGGGUUAGCACAAAUGUUAGGUUUUGAACCUAUGGAAAUUACAUCUACAGAUGAUAGUUCCGAAACUGUUGUAGAAAGUCCUUUUGCAGCCGACCCCUGUGCACAUUAUCGUGUAUUAAUGAUAUAUACGGAUAUUGUAGAACCUCAAAUCGUAGGAGAUGUUUUAGCUCCUCUUCUUCGAAUUGUAAGAGUAACUGGUAGCGAUGGAGAAGUGGUGAGUGCACUAUUUGAUAGACCUCAUUAUUUACCUGUGAAUCGGAAAAUGAUAGACACUUUGGAAAUCGAUAUAAGAACGCAUAUGGGAGCAUUUACGCCAUUUGAACGAGGAAGGUCAUACGUGAAACUUCAUUGUUAAAUGAUGUAUCACAAGGACAAGAUGUAAAAGAGGCUGCUAAGCGUCGACUGAAAGAAGCCGGAAA